AUGGAAGCUGAAUCAGAUAUAUUAGUAAGACAAUCAUUUGAAGAUUUGGCCAAACUAUCUCGCAUGUUUGCAAUUGACAUUGGAUAUGAAUUGUUGUUUGGUGCUAUCACGUUCCCUGUUGGAUUGGUAGCAACCAUGUAUGGUGUUUCGGUCGGAGUUGUUACAGCAACUGCUGCAGGCGUAACUCGUGCUGCUUUUGUUAUUUCUUCAACUCCUCCCGGUUAG
Heterostelium album PN500 is the source of this 225-nucleotide messenger RNA. RefSeq lists its product as uncharacterized. The record is from RefSeq and is a predicted model, not a curated record. The coding region runs from base 1 to 225 and encodes 74 amino acids. The transcript has a single exon. NCBI's taxonomy places the organism in Eukaryota, Evosea, Eumycetozoa, Acytosteliales, Acytosteliaceae.